GGUAUGUGCGCGCGCGCCCUCCAGCAUCCUGGUCUGACGGGCUCCCGUUCUCAAUUUCGUCAAUUGGUUCUUCUGGUCCUUGGUCCGCGGUCGUCUCGGUCGCGCCGUCGCUCCCCUGGCUCUCUCUCCCCCCCCUCUCUCUCUGUCUCUAUCUCUCUCUUGUGUACCCUGUGUUGAUUGGAUUCGUGCGCGGGAGGGAAAGAGACUGAUGUAGACAUCGUAUUUGCCUCCGUUCUCCUUACUGCGUUCCCGAGAUAUGGAGUUGUCUACGGGGUAGGCGCAGUGGAGGAGGUAUCCUCUUCCGAUUAGAGCAUUUUGGUCACCGUCGAUUUCUCUCGUUGACAUCGCCUUGUUGGCUAUGCUCGGUCAAAAUACUUGAACUGUACAAAAUAGACCGCUUGCCUUCUUAAUAGGGUUCAUCUCUUUGCUGGACACCACGUCCCUAACACAACUCGUGGUGGUCAUACUCAUCUUCCAUUCGGUGGCACGAGAACUUUGCUGGGAGGGAAAUCGACGGAUCUUUUUGACUGCGGCGGGCACUGCGCUCGCAAGGUGAAGUGAGGCUGUACGUAGACAUACGCAGACAUAAACAUUUAUACACACACACACACAGACACACACACACACACACACACACACACACACACACAGAGAGAGAGAGAGAGAGAGAGAGAGAGAGAGAGAGAGAGAGANAGAGAGAGAGAGAGAGAGAGAGAGAGAGAGAGAGAGAGAGAGAGAGAGAGAGAGAGAGAGAGAGAGAGACACGAGAGAGGAGUGUGCGCCCUGUGAAAAUUGCUAGUGCCAGAAGAUAUCGCUCCCGGAAUGGACAUGGAGGGGUGGUGAAGUGGUCGGUCGACGCAAAAUUUAGGCACCGGUGAAGCUGCACGUGUCUGUUUGUUUUCCAUCGAUAAUCUGCUUCUUCUCGUUGAAACAGGGUGAACGGGGGAUAUUGGGAAGAUGAUUGCAUUUCUCUCGGCGGAAAGCCCAGCGCCAAGGAGGGUUGGUAUAGUGAGCGGCAGCAGUUGCGGCAUCGAAUCAGUGACUUGGGCGCCGUGUGCGACGCAGCGUAUUGAGAUCGUGAGCGGCAGGCGCAGUAGACUGGCGCAGGCGGCCGCGGGGACGUGUUGGAAGAUCGGUAUCUUUCUUGGCCGCCUUGGCACCGAGAAGGUGCUUGAGACUUGUGCGAGGGAACAGAUCGGUAUUCUGCGCGGUGACGGCGGGUACAGCGGACGACGGUAGCGGCGACCGCAGCUCUGUGUGGGCGACCGGUGUGUGUGGCAUAUCAUGUGAUGUGAUUUGAAGAGUCUGGGCGACCGGUCGUCGAAAUGAAUCGACAAUACGCGCCUGCGACCGGGCUCGUGGCGUCCAGUCCUGUGUUUUCCAUGGCCGCGAUCGUGCGGCAGAAGGUUAGGAAAGGCAGGAAGAGGCCUGACGUUGUUCGGGCAUCGAUUGAUGAUCAAGCGGUGACCAAUGUAGACACAAGCAGAGAUAUGUAUGGCUUCGCUGUGCGUCCACAGCACGUGGCUCGGUACAAGGAGUACUCGCGGAUCUACCAGGAAGAAGAGACAGAGCGUGCAGAACGGUGGGAUCACUUCUUGACGUCGUACGUUGAGCCAGGAUGUGAAGCUUCUCCUGCCAAUGCGGAAAGAAACACGCUUGCGACCCACUCUCUUCCACGUGAGCUUGAGGCAAAUGGGAGAAUUGAGUCUGACAAGGCUAGAGAGAGCUCAGCAGACUCUCUUCCCAGCCCGGCAACACGUUCUGAAAGUGACGCAACUGCCUUGCAGUCUCCCUCAGCAGUGGGAAAUGGAGGAGAGCCUGUUCGGUCGUGGUCAAUGUGCCGGCGCUCACUUUGGGCAGUAGAGCAAGCACUGAGGCUUCAGGCGCGAAAGCAUGGAUUCGCUAAUGUGCAUGCAAGUGUUUCGUCUGAGUCGACGGAGGACGCUGGUCGUGCUGACGAUAAUGAGGCAUGCGUCACGCCGACUACUACGGCUACCGAACAUGAAGAGACGAAGAAGAAAAGGCACAGGAAGCCUACAACAAGUGAUGCGGGUCUUCUCACAAUAAUGAGGCGCAAGUCCGGGACCGUCCUUCCUCUGGACGCCGUUUUGGUGGACGAUCUGCAAACGGCAUUCAGACAACAAGACAAUCGGGCAGGGACACGUCAUGGGAUGCAUGUGUAUGAUCGCUCUGUAUCCUGCGUAAACGGUGGAGAAAGUAUGCAGUUUGGACUGCUACGAACAGUGUCAUUGCCACCGCUCAAAAGGGUCCCUUCUUCAGAGACUAAGCUAGUUAUUGCUGUUGACACUGGUGAUAAUGCUGGGCUUGGGCAGCAGCUGCCAAGGCUGCAAGAGACCUCCGCAGCCUCAGAAGAGCUGCUGAAUGCUGUGGCAACUGAUAAGGAUGAGAAGUCCGGUGCCGUGCAGCUGGAGGGUGAUGCUGCGAUUGUAAAACGAGAGUUGUUGAAGGACCGUUCUGCUUCUGACGAGUAUGUCAAAUCACUGGCCUCGGUCGAUGUUGCUGAGGCUCCGGAUGACAGUUCUGCUUCUGUAAAUAAAAAUGCAUGGGAAGCAGUGUCCAAGGCCAUCUGCAAAGAUGUCACUUCUGGCGAAACCAGUGAGGGAAGUGAGAGGUUUGAGGAUUGUGAAGAGAGUGAUGGUGAAUGUGCAGAAGUAGCAGAAAAGGGCGGUGAACAUGUUACCUCGGACGGCACAGUUGGGUGUCCCAAAGAGCCAUGGGAGAAAGUGGAGGCGAAGGUCGUCAAGUAUGAUACCGAGAGGGAGUCGGGUGGUGUUGAACCGCCCGCUGAACAAGAGAUCAAGACAAGGUCUCAUGAUGGAAGCGACCGAGAAGAGCUUGAGGAUGUGCCAUUGGGCCCCUUCAAUGAUGGAGGAGAGAGCGAGGACGAGGGAACCUCCCCCACUGGGAUGGGGGAAGACUUGCAGGGAGGAGUAAAGCAGCAGCAGCAGCAGCAGCAGCAGCAGCAGGAAUUGUUAUCUAACGGUUGGGAUGAGAAGCGCCAGGAAAAUAAAUUAGAAAAGCCGACUAGGGAUGUGAAAGUGAAGGUGGGAGAUAAUGACGAGGAGACUAAUGGACACACGGAUGACAAGGAAGAUGCACCUGUUGUUUGCACCUGGCAUGAUGAGCUACGAUCGCUUGUCCGCGGAGGAGUUCCAAUGGCAAUGAGAGGAGAGUUAUGGCAGCUAUUUUCAGGUGCAAAAUGGCGGAAGAUACCUGGACAUUACAAUGCGCUAUUAGUCUUGCUUGCAGAUGGAGGCGGCGAUGGUGAUGGAACAGGAGGUUUGAAUACGGAGAGCAGGUCUGCUGCCAACUAUCAGAAGACAGAGAAUGGUAUUCUUGAGAAGUGGACCAGCCAAAUUGAAAAGGAUCUGCCAAGGACAUUUCCUGGCCAUCCAGCUCUGGAUCAGAAUGGAAGGAAUGCACUGAGGCGUUUGCUUACGGCCUAUGCUCGUCAUAAUCCCUCUGUUGGCUACUGCCAGGGAAUGAACUUUCUUGCGGCGCUUUUGCUACUCUUGAUGCCGGAGGAGGCUGCCUUCUGGUGUCUCGUUGCGAUAAUUGAUGACUACUUUGAAGGCUACUAUACGGAAAAGAUGGUCGAAGCACAGGUGGAUCAACUCGUUCUCGAUAAUCUUGUCCGGAAAUAUUUUCCCAGAGUCGUUUCUCAUCUUGAUUCACUAGGAGUGCAGGUGGCUUGGAUAAGCGGGCCUUGGUUCCUUUCGGUAUUUGUCAAUGUAUUGCCAUGGGAAUCAGUUCUGCGAGUUUGGGAUGCACUUUUGUAUGAAGGGAAUCGAAGCAUGCUAUUUAGAACUGCUCUAGCUCUCAUAGAUAUGCAAGCCCAAGCGAUAUUGGCAACCAAGGAUGUAGGUGAUGCGGUCAGCGUGCUGCAGAAUAUGGCAAGUUCUACAUUUGAUAGCAGCCAACUUGUUUUGAUCGCAAGCAUGGGUUAUGCGGAUGUUACAGAGGAGCUCCUGUGCAGUGUUCGCGAAGAGUACAGACCAUCUGUGCUUGAGAGUGUGGAGGCAAGGACGAUUGAACUUUCACGGUGGAGAACUACCUCGGAUGAGAAGCGCAAUGAUAAAUCAGAACCAACGAGUAGAAGAUUUGACUAUGAGCCUGAGAGUGAGGACGAUCGGCAUCAGCAAGAUUCCACAAAGAGCAGUCCUCUGAUUGAAGACAAGAUGCCCGUCGAGCACGAUGGCCGAAAAAAGGAGGAGAGGAUCACAUGGUCUGAUGAUGAAUCUUUUGAUGUGACUGAGCUUAUCACCCAGGUGAAAUGGCUAAAGGGAGAGUUGGCUAGAGCAUUGGAGGCUGAACAGUUAUUAUCAAUGAGGUUACGGGAGUUCAAUGCCAUGCGGGAUCAACAACGAGUGUUGAAUGAAGAGAGAGCAGCAUUGAAAGAGCAGGUUGAGCUCAUGCACAUUGAACUUAAGGACACCAAGGAGUUGUUGAGGGAGAAGGAGGACCAUACAAAGGCUCUGACGGAGGUUAUGGUCAGGAUGGAUGAGGAGCAGCGAGCUACGGAGGGACACCGUCUGCAGGCCGAAGCUAUAGCUUCAAGCCUGGAGAAGGAGCUCGCAGAAGAGAAGGUCUGCGCUAUCAGAGUCCCAGGAUCAACAAGACAGCUCCAGUAGACUUUUUUCUGCCCUGAUUUCCCCCGGCCUGAAGCCGCGUCCACCGAUUUUCUUUACUUGAGAGGGAUAUGGAUGGAUAACGCUGUUGUCAUAUUCACUCUUUCGUAGCCGUAUAGGUUGGUUGCAACUCCUACCUUCCCUGCACCUCUUCCCUCCCCCUUGGCUCGUGCACCCCCGAGGCGUUUGUCCUCCCCCUUGCUUGGUCCCCCUUCCCUCUGUGUCAACACCCAGCCAUUGGCCACUCUCUUUGGCCGCUUAAAUCGUGCGCAUCCCAGCAUCCGUCAUGCGGCAUUGUCGAUGCUAGGCUGCUUGUCUUCAAAUUUGCGAAUCUAAAUUGAAUUGCUCUCCUGUGAUGCUUGCGUCACUCUUGUGAUGCGUUCCUAUGAUGGUUAAUGCGAGAUGGUGGAUUUCGCAGUCCGUGGCGUGGUUUAGCAAAUGGUUCAAGUAGCCCCUCCUUUCUUUCGUGAAGAUUUCUGAGAGUAGCUUGCCAAGCAGCCCAUUCAGACCAUCUCUGCUGUCGUUCCCAGAGUGCAGCAUUUGUACGAGGAUGCUGCUGGUGGGGCAAGGUUAAGAUGGUGGAGGUGUUUCCAGCGGAAAGGGGGGAGAGGACGGAGUGGGAAGCAGGUGAAGGAGCCAUCUGCAUACAAAGCAAGGUUUCUUGUAUGUGGAUGCUGCUGCUGGGCAAGGUUAGUUGAUAAGGUUAUAUAUAAAGUUUUGUGAGGGGGAAGAGAUGGGAGGGGGGAUAGGAGAGCCAUGCGUCGAGGUCGUUGUUUUUGUUUCUAAGCCACGCCACAUGUGAAGUUUAGGAGGGGUCGACAUCAGUUUACUCGUUGAGGCCAGCAGUUGCUGCACAGAACGAGAAGAGUUUGGCAUAUUGAGCAUGAUGAACCAAGACAAUCGGUAGGUCUGUGUACAUUACUGGUGUGUCUGAUGGCAUUCAGGGGGGUUUUCAACAUGAGCCCAGGCUCGGUUGACGGGACCACUGGCACUCCUGAAGGUUCUGCAAAGGGAGAGUAGAAAAUAGGAAGGCUUCGAUUGGCAGGGAGAGUAGAAAAUAGGGGAGGCUACGAUAGCUGUUGGCCAGUGAUUGGCAGGGUGUGUUCAUUUGCAAGAGUUGUUUACUAGAGGAGAACCAGCUUUUGUUGGAGUAUAACUUAUUAAGCGUGUUUUCUGUACGAUGGGUGAGCUCUCGAACCGCAGGGUCCGACCAACCAAAUGCAGAGCGGUUUGGAAUAAGCGGUCAGGCAAGUUUGCGGCAGCAGUAUCUGUAAAAAGGAAGAAUCCAGAGGAGGUCGAUGCUUUUCAUCAGCUUUGAGGACAGUCGCUGUUGUUAAUGGUUGGGCCAAGGCCAAUCUAUGAUGGAAUGCAGAUUUGGGUAUGUCCAAUUUCUUUGUUAACCUACCUUUCCGUGUCGGGUAAAUUAUCACUGUGCGAUCGAGGGAUCGAUCGGCUCAAUCACAAGCUCUUAAGGUGUGUCUUCUCGUCUUUCUCGGCUCUUAAGGUCCCAGUAUCUGUGUUCCAGGUCCCAUUGUCUUUGUUCAGGUCCCAGUAUGGUAUCGUCUCAUGCUUGUCCCACGUCCCAUUAUCCAUGCCUUAUAUCCCAUGUCCUAUGUUUCUUGUCCCGUGUCCCAUGGUCUUUGUUCCAGGUCCUAUUAUCUUUGUUCCAGGUCCCAUUGUCUUUGUCCCAGGUCCCAUUAUCUUUCUUCCUUGUUCCAGGUCCAAUUAUCUCUGUUCCAGUUCCCAUUAUCUUUGUUGAAGUUUGUUCCUUGUUUCAGGUCCCUUCUUUACCUUUGUUGCUUGUUCCAGGUCUCAUUAUUUUUUUUUCCAGGUCCCAUUCUCUGUGUUGAAGUUUGUUCCAGGUCACAUUAGCUUUGUUCCAGGUCCCAUUAUCUUUGUUGAAGUCUGUUUUCCUUGUUCCAGGUCCCAUUAUCUUUGUUCCAGGUUCCAUGUAUGUAUGACACAUUCAUGUGUCCCUUUCCAUGUGUUUUUGCCAUGCAUCCACUGUUUCUAUUUCAUCUGGUUUUUGCCUGCCCCACACUUCACUUCCAACCCGCCGCUCUCCAACCCAACACAUGCAGUUCAUUGCAUCUGGUCAUUGCCACCUCUUUCUCUUUUGUUACCAUGUGCAGAAAGUUAGUUAAGUACAGUCUUUUUUUUUUUUUUUCCCUUUUAAUGAGCAUGAUGGCGAUCUGUGGUAUAAAGCCGUCCAGCCUACCGGGGCUUUGAGGAGGAAUCACAUGUUGUCAUGUGUGAAGGUCACAACCAUCGCAAACAGCGGUCUUCUGCUCUAUAAGAGAGUCUGGAAUACUCUGUACUCAAUUAUUCCCUAUGCAACUCUUCUCAUACCCUCCCUUUUCGUUUUUUUCCCCUUUUUCCCCCUCCUUUCUUUUGACAUCCAUCAUAGGGCAGCCCAUUCGACGUCUACGCAGCGCAGCUUGGUAGC
Molecule: messenger RNA, 7095 nt
Organism: Chara braunii
Lineage: Eukaryota; Viridiplantae; Streptophyta; Charophyceae; Charales; Characeae
Source: the annotation of a GenBank genome assembly